GAAUGGUCAACUGGCUACGGCGCCUCGGAAAAAACCACUCCUUCGGGGUCGCAGUGGCUCCUUCUCUCACUUGUCAAAAGACGGUCGACCGAAGGCUGGAAAGUCCGAUGAAGGACCUAUCCGCACGGCCAAUACGGCUGUGACGGUGGCAUCACUUCUUCUGAAUACUCCUCCGUUGUCGAGUAGCCCAAGCCCUGUGCUGUUUCGCCUGCGAGUGGCGUGCCAAAGUUUCGGGACCACCGUGCACGUUUCUGCCAAUGCGGAGCUUUCGGUGAACGGUUCUGAGACCUGCGCGGCACAAGCGGCGGAGCAGAUUACCUAUAGCCUUCCAAUGGGAGCUCAAGGGAAUCAGACAGAUGGGCAGCUCCUGCUGGAGGGCUUUCCAGCCAUUCCCUUCGCUGUGGCCCACAGCAAGGUGGGCUCCACCUUCAUCGGCAGCUGUGGGCGCUGGCGCUACACCGCCCUGGCGACACCGCACUGGGACUGGCGCCAUUCAGUGGAGCGCCCAACGGAGGGCAAGGCAGCGGAUCUGGAGUUGGCUGGUGGUGUGUUGUCUGUGCAACUGCGUGCUGCAACCUCGGCGGAGGUUAAGAGGUGUUGCCAACAACAGGCACUGCAAGAUGCGCAGGAAACGGGUGAUUAUGAUGAGCUUCACGCACAAUUGACCAAGGCACGCUUAGCCUCAGUGGACCUGGAGCACUUGGAGAGGGCGGAGGAGAAACUGAAGCUGAUGAGGAAGCAGCGGAUGCAUGUGGCAGCAGGUUGCGGCAAGGAUGAGCUGCGGCAACAGAUGAGUUGGGAGUUGAUCACCGCUCCCCAGGGAUCUGACACGGAGCGUCCCUGUCCCGUCACGGAUUGUCCAUGCAACGAGCCGUGCAACCCAGGGGAGGUGCUGAGCAUCAUCAGUGGUGCCGUUGAUCAAUGCCUGGGCCCUGGUGCGGAUCGGCUCCUCUUUGAGAGUCUGGUGGAAGCAGCUUUAGCCUCGGAGGAGGGCUCUGUGUGGCCGGCGGGCGGGAAACUGAUUUUCAGCGCCUUCGAUCGAAACCAGUCGGUGAACGCCUUGGUACGGACCUUGGAAAGUGCCAACCAACAGAGAUGUGCUCAAAUGAUGCUCAAACUCGUCCAGUCAAGCGAGGCGACCUAUGGGGGCUUCGUCUCAGCGGUGCAGGUGAACUUUCAUUGCACCGGAGAGUCCUUCCACGAUCAGCACCGCGAUGUCUAUGGAGCCAAGCAGCGGGCGGGGCCCAACUGCGCCUGCUCCUUCAAGGAGUGCGUGGGGACGGUGUGUUAUUCCCUGGGUUCCAGCAGACUCUGUCGUCUAUGCAGCAUGGUGGAUAGCUUCUCCGCUCUGAAGCCUUGUGGUGACAGCUGUCAGGGUCGAGAGGAACAUCGCUGGCUGCGCAGUGGGGACGCCAUGUUCUUCAAUGCCAAGUGGAAUCAGAAUCACACCCAUGGCAUUCCCAAGAUGUCCAGUGGGAGCGGCCCUCGGAUUUCGGUGGCUUUCUUGCUGGGCGCCAGCUGA
This is a messenger RNA of Cladocopium goreaui, 1522 nucleotides long. NCBI's taxonomy places the organism in Eukaryota, Dinophyceae, Suessiales, Symbiodiniaceae. The record is from the annotation of a GenBank genome assembly.